AAAAACUAUUGCACAAUGACCAAUGACCUACUUGGCUUCUUUAAGUUCAAGACCGCCAUUGUUUAUCUUUCGUUGCCGUAUAAUUGUAAGCUUAGUGCUGUCGUGAAAUAUCAUAUUGAAAUGGAAAUUGCAGUGAAUCCUAUACCUUAUCCCAAUGAGGCUGCUACUUCUACUAGAGUUUUUGUGGAACCUCCUGCCAAUAAACUAAUGAUUCCCCAAAUUCCGGAGAGACCAGCUUCACAGGUUGUAAUGGUAAGUGGUAUACCUGCUAUGGUGUCAAAUGAAAAGAUCAGACAGUUAUUUGAACAUUGUGGUAACAUCAUCGAUUUAUGGAAGAAUCAUUUGAACAAUUGUUUGAUUAAAUUUGAAAACGAAACUGCAUCUUUCAAUUCACUUUUAAUGACAGGUUUUACGGUUGUGGUUGAAACCGGAAUGCGGUACACUUCUCAAAUGAUUGUUAAUUAUGCCCUCGAGCAUGAAGCGAAAAGACCAGUUAUUCCAUUUUCUAGAGAGAAUUAUAAUCUGGUAUCUCAAAAAUUAUCUGAUGAGAGUACAUUAAGUGAAGGAACUAAUAUUUUGUCUACAUGGUUGCAAAACGGAGAAUGUAAUCGUGAUAACGCUGAUGACUUUUUUGCUUUACUGCAAAUAACUUCUGCAUCUGCUGAUGUAAAAGGAAAAAGUAUGAGAAAAAUUGAGGAGACAGAGGCUCAGUUAGAUGAAACGGUCUCUGAAAUUGGUGAUUACUUAAGUGUUCUUGAACAAGUUUUUAACCAUGAGAAUUUCGAUUCCAUUCUUGUCAAUUUUCCAGAAAAAGAACGUCAGAAUCUUAUACAAUGGAAAAAAGAAUUUGAGGAAGCAAAGGUUGAAAUAAACAAUGAAAAGCAAAAGAAAGCUAGGAAUAAGAAGAAGAAACGUUCUGCCCAAAAGAAGGUUGUAUUUGAAACUAUAUCGAGAGAAGAGUUGGUUAAACUAAAACAAGAGAAAGAAGAUCUUGAGCUUCAGCUUGAUGUUGCAAAUCUUGCUUUAGUUAAUGAGAGGAUCGAACAGCAACAUGAAAUAAAUAUUUUGAAACAAUCUGUUUCUGCAGCACAAAGGCAAUGUGCUGAGUAUGAAGCACAAUUGGCAGAUUGGCGAAUCAUCCAUGCUCAACUGAGAAAACCAAGAUCAGAAGAAAUUUCAGAAAGUAAGGAAGAAAAUAGUUUAAGUAAUACAGAGGCUAAGAUAGUCACUGAAUUGUCUACUUAUUUAAAAGAAAGACUUGGAGCCACCCUGAGUGACAUACGCAAUCAUUUGCGACGAAAAGAUUUCAAUAUCACUCCUAAAAAUAUUGCUCAACUAAUGAGAAGAUUUCCUGCUCUUUUCAAGCAAGAAAAUGUGGGGUCUGAUGCAACUAAGAAAAUCAAAUGGGUUUUUAUUGGAUGCCCUGUUUAAAAAGAAGUUUAACCUGGUGUUGGAGAUUUUAGGACCGUAUAAAUGUUAUCUUUCUAUGUUAAUCUUUGAUUAACAUUUAAAAUUUCUAUUUUUUUUUUCUUUUUAAAUUUUAUACUAUCAUUUAAAUUUUACAUAUGCAACAUUGGUGGUCCUUAAAAUUUUACAUUUGAGGGCUUAGUGUAAAUAACCAGUUCUCCCUAAGAAUAAAGGGCACUCCUUUACUGCUAUUAAAAUUUAUCAAAAUGUGUAAUAUUACGUAAUAACUGAAAGUUCAGUUUUUAACUUGUGCUCUUAAACUAUUUUGUGAGUAUAUUUCGCAAAAUAAUUCUCACUCAUUAUCAAAAUAAUUGAAAAAUUAAAAGGUUUUAAAAAAUGUAAUUAAAAGACAAUCUCUGUAUAUAAAUUUUCUUCAGAGAAAGUAAACUAAAAAAAUUAUUAAUUGAUAAACAAGUUGAAAGCUUUUUUUUUAAUAUUUCAAACAGAAAAUUAUGAGAAAAUAAACAUUUAAAAGUGCAAUUUUAAGUAAAAGGUAUUUAUUUAAUUACAUAAUUUAAAAUCAUUAACCUAUUCCCACCAAAUAAAAUAUAUGUCUGGGGCUGAAUUUUCUGUGAAUUUUAACUAUAUAACUAGACAACCUAAGAAAAAUUAAAGAAUGAAAUUAAAGUUACAUAAUUAUCAAUAACUAAGUAAAUCAGAAGCAGACUUUUCAUUAGAAGAGGUGGUUAAGAAAACAACCUUUUCCUGAAAAAAAUAAGAAGGUAUUUAAGGGAUGGUGGUUUAUUUUUACAAAAAGAAAUCAAGAAGGGCACAUUUAUCAGAUUAAAAGGAGGAGAGUUGCCCUUUUUAAAAACACUAGGGAGGACAGUGAAUAACCAUUUUUAAGAAUUAAAUUAACAUUUCCUAAUAAUUCUAUAAUUUUGAUAUAAGUUGAUUUGUGCAAGAUAUCUAGAAAUAUUAAUGUUAUUGCAUUUAUAAGUAUGAUUUAAUAGUAAGUAAGGUUUUCACAAUUUUAGUUAAAAAAACAAAUUUAGAAAAAUUUUAAUUUAUCAUUCAUAAUAUGAACAUUGGUAUAUCAUUGGCGCAGGGCCAGUACAAAUAUCACAAAUAUAUUCUCUUUGUUGAAUUGUUUUUGUUUGCUUUUUUCAACUAAACAUUUUUCUGUUUAAUUCGAACUUGAACCCUGAAGGAUUGUUUUGUGUCUAUUACCUGCAUGUUUUUAAAUGUGAGUAUAUUAUAUAGUAAAACCUGUGGAUGUUGACCAUUUGUUGUGCAUUUCUUCAUUCAUACAGUGAUUAGUCUCUUUUUAAAAAAAAAUAAUAAAUAGUUUCAUAUAUCAUGUUCUUAUUGUAUAUAGAAAUCAUAUUGUGCAUUUUAUUCGCAUAAUUUUUAUAUUUUAUCAAUUUAAAUUAAAAUAAGAUAAUUUAUUUAAUAUGACUGUUUUAAUUCUAUUAAGUAUGUAUAACUUUUAAGAUAAAUUGUAGAAUAAAUUUUGAUUUUUAAAAUUAAUUAUUAAGCUAGUCAGUUAAGAAUAAUAGAUAUGCAUAUUUUGUAAGUUACGCUAUCCAGCUAUUUAUUAAAAAUAUUUUUUUCAAAUAUCAAUGCAAUAUUUUAAAAUUUAUUUUGUUAAUUUGAAGCCCUUGUUGUUUUAAAACUUAUAAGCCAAAGCCUGCAAUAGUUUGUCAUAUAGUAAGUUGGUCAAAGAGUAUCGGUUAACUUUCAAUAAUAUUUCACUAAUUCAGUGAAAAUUUAAUUACAAAACUUAAUGAUAUAAAAAGAUUUCUGGAAAGUUUCUUUUUCUGGUCAAUGUAUGAAAUGAUUAGAAUAGCAUUUAAUUAUACCCCUAUUUGAUUUAUUUGAGUGGUUAACAUACAUGAUAGGCAAGUGGUCAGGUUACAAAGGUUUUUCUCCUUAUCAUAAUAAAUUUCAUUUUUGUUAAUAGCAGUCAUAUUUGCCAGUUUCACUGUAUUAAUAUUCGGUUUAAUGAUCAAGUUUAUGUAAAAGAUCUGAUUGGAUGUAGAAUAUUUUAAUGCUAUUUGUGAUUGUGUUAUUUCUAAAGCAUUUAUCAUGUUGAGAUUUAUGAAUAUGCUUUAUUGAAUACUGUGCUUUCCAUGUUAAUCUGAGACCCAAUGUUUACAAAGCCUGCAAAGUUUGCUUCUUGUAAUAUCUUAAAUGUUAGCACUGAUUAGAAGCAGUUGUGUAAUAUUUUUCAUUAGUAUAAAUUAUUUCAUUGUUGAAAUAUUUUAAACAUUGUAUAAAUAUUAGAUAUAUAAUCUAAAAUACAUUUUUUCUUCAUAUUUUUAUUAUUUUUACUAUUUUAUGUGGUUGGUGUGGAUAAAUUAGAAUAUUUUACUUUAUUCAAUUUUUGGUGAAAUCACAAUAAAUUGCUUUCUAUUUA
Parasteatoda tepidariorum (common house spider) is the source of this 3826-nucleotide messenger RNA. RefSeq names its product ecto-NOX disulfide-thiol exchanger 1. Gene Ontology annotation, biological process: ultradian rhythm. The record is from RefSeq and is a predicted model, not a curated record. Gene Ontology annotation, molecular function: nucleic acid binding; oxidoreductase activity. Gene Ontology annotation, cellular component: external side of plasma membrane; plasma membrane. Lineage: Eukaryota; Metazoa; Arthropoda; Arachnida; Araneae; Theridiidae.